Molecule: messenger RNA, 1056 nt
Organism: Kuraishia capsulata CBS 1993
Lineage: Eukaryota; Fungi; Ascomycota; Pichiomycetes; Pichiales; Pichiaceae
Exons: 1
Coding region: 1-1056 (351 amino acids)
Biological process (GO): intracellular protein transport; vesicle fusion
Cellular component (GO): endomembrane system; SNARE complex
Molecular function (GO): phosphatidylinositol binding; SNARE binding; SNAP receptor activity
Source: RefSeq, a predicted model, not a curated record
AUGGACAAAUUCGAAGUUUCGAUAUAUUCCACUUCGACCACGGAAUCGUACACCGUGUAUCACAUACGGCUACUCCAUGGCGUUAACGUGUAUCGGACCUCCAAACGAUACAGUGACUUUGUCAGACUAAAGUCCGAUCUGGAAGGUCUGAGAGGUCAGGCAAUGCCAUAUCAAUUGCCCCGCAAACAUUAUAUUACGAAAUCAACAGAUCCUGGGCUUAUCGAGGAAAGACGCGUUUCCCUGGAAGAGUUUCUAGGCUUGCUGAUGAAGGAUGAAACCUGGAGAGAUAACGAUGUUAUGCGGUCUUUUCUAGGAUUGCCCAAUUCGGCCUUUCGCCAGGCCUCUGUUGAAAAUGCCGUUGAAAAGGCUGAAAAUUUGAAAGGGGUCUGGAAGAGUGAUGCUGCUGAUGGGCCAAUGAGUCCAAAUGAAUGGUUCGAGAUGUUGCGCGAUUGCAAAUCGUUGUUGCAAGAUUGUCGCUCGAGAAUGUUUUCAGGAUCAACUGUGGAAUGUAGAAAGUCACUCAGUUCCACAAAAUCGCGGUUGGUUAAAUUGCAGGAGGUGAUGAAUGAUCCUCAGGGCUGGGGCAGUCUCGGAGCUGGGGAGCUGAAGAGAAGACAGGAUUUGUUGGUUGAACUGCAAAGAGACUACGAUGAUUUACAGACAUUGUUGACUGAAAUGGCGAGCGAUCACUCUGCAGUGGGAAAGCAUCCUCUGAGCAGUUCCGGUCGUUCUGAGGCGUAUACGCAGUUGUUUCAAGGCAGUAGCCCUGUCUCGAAGAGCAACAGGGUGCUUGGAGGCAAGCCGCAGGAGACGUCAGUUACAAGACAAUUGGAUAAUGGGAGUUUACUUCAGUUCCAGAAGGAUGAGAUACAAAACCAGGAUCAGCAGCUGAACUCGCUGAGAAGCAUCAUACAGAGACAGAGACAGAUUGGGGUGGCCAUCAAUGAGGAGCUGAACGUGCAGAAAGAUAUACUAGAUGCACUGGAUCAGCAGGUUGAUGACAGUACCGCGAAGAUGAAAAGUGCUAGGCAGAAGAUUGGAAAGAUUUUGCAAUAA